AAUCGAGAGAGUCCUUUAAGAGAGAGAGAGAGAGUGUGUUUGUGACAUGAACAUGUGCCCUACGAAGCAAAAGCAUCGGAGCUCCGGUGGCCGGGCUUCCAAAUCUGGUGAGCACACUACGACGAAGACCACCAACGCGACCACCGGGAUGGAGUGGAAGUCGGAGGCCAUCCAUGGCGGAUCCCUUCGCCACGUGGACCUCCACACGGGAACCAACGGCUGGGCCUCGCCGCCCGGCGACCUCUUCUCACUCCGCUCCAAGCAGUACCUGACCAAGCGGAUCAAAUCCCCCGCAGGUGAGUACCUCCUCUCGCCGGUUGGCAUGGACUGGUUGAAAUCGACCGCCAAGCUCGACAACGUACUCGCGCGGCCCGAUAACCGCGUGUUCCACGCGCUCCGUAAGGCUCAGGCUCUAGGCAGGUCCCUCAAGAGCUUCAUUCUAGCUGUGAACCUCCAGGUCCCCGGGAAGGACCACCACAGCGCCGUGUUCUACUUCGCCGCAGAGGAACCUAUCCCCGCCGGCUCUCUCCUCUACCGGUUUGUCAACGGCGACGACUCGUUCCGGAACCAGCGGUUCAAGAUCGUGAACCGGAUCGUCAAAGGACCUUGGAUCGUGAAAAAGGCGGUUGGGAACUACAGCGCGUGCUUGCUAGGCAAGGCCUUGACGUGUAAUUACCAUAGAGCACCUAACUACUUGGAGAUCGACGUCGACAUCGGGAGCUCGGCGAUCGCGAGCGCGAUUCUGCACCUCGCGCUGGGGUACGUGACGAGCGUGACGAUCGACAUGGGGUUCGUGGUGGAGGCGCAGGCGGAGGAAGAGCUGCCGGAGAGGCUUCUAGGCGCGGUUAGGGUUUGCCAGAUGGAAAUGUCAUCGGCCACCGUGGUCGACGCGCCGCACGCUCCGGCAAUGGCCCGUGGGUUGAGUUUUGCCAAGGUGAACCACCGCCAGUCCGGCGAUUAUGACGAUGAUGGUGAAAACGGAAAUAUUUAAAUUCAUCAUAAAUUUAGCGUUAAUGAUUUGUUAACUUUUUUGGAAUUUUCACGGGGGUUAAUGUAAUCUUAGUCCCUUUUUUAUUUAAUGGGGAUCGGUGGUUUAGAAUCUGUAGAUAAUAAAUGGUAAAAAAAAUUAUAUAUAUAUUGCAAUGCGCUGUUUUCCUUCA
Molecule: messenger RNA, 1160 nt
Organism: Corylus avellana
Lineage: Eukaryota; Viridiplantae; Streptophyta; Magnoliopsida; Fagales; Betulaceae
Source: RefSeq, a predicted model, not a curated record